CCCUUGAUAUUUUCCCCCAGAAUUUAUUUAUGUGAUUAUUCAAGGCAAAGGAGUUGUUGAAUAUGGCUAUUCAUGUGGCGCAUCCAUCAGUGCGAAUGAAAGGCGCUGAGGCAGACUGGACGCCCAUACAAUGCACAGACAGGGAGUGUAGCCACUCCUUGAUGAAGGCUCCGCAUCUGCACUGUCCAUUCUGCUCCCAGGACAGUCUCUUCACUGAUGAGAUUCUCCUCAAGGCGCACUACAGGGUCAAGCACGUGAAUAAAGGCAUCAACUUUGGGGGUCUUAAAAUAUUGCGGUGUUGUAGAUCCUGCAUCGUCCACGGCAUCAUUCACGGCCUACGUCCCCUGCUGGGAUGGCGAGUGUGAAAAUCUACGUUGCACCCAUGAAGAAGCAACGACCAACGAAGACAGGGAUAAAGCAGCCAAUGAUCUUUUCGGUAUGCUCUAUGAGAAAUGAAGGCAGAGAUGGACAGAGACUGUGGAAUAGAUGGAUUUCACCCAUUCCAGCUGUCGGGCAUGGCAAACCAUCAACAACUCACGGGUAGGUCCACAACCCCAACACAAUGUCCAAUUACUGCAAAUUCCAUCGUGUAUCAGCUGUUGAGCAACAGUCGCUUCCCCAACAUGAACAAGAACUUUACUAGAAUCACGUCGGCGAGAGUCAAGGAGCUGCGCCAUGCGCAGGGGUGUGAUCCCAACCUUUCUGGUGACUUCACGGCACACAAACUCCAGUUGGCCAUCCAACGGCUAGAGACCGGCAAGGCUCCAGGCUGUUUGCCAUGCACGCCCACAAGCUGCUCACGACAUCGGCAGAUGUCUCUAAGGCCGCCUGGGUAAAACCAGCUGGAGAGUCUGGUGGACCUCAGCAGAACCAUCUACCUAGGCUACACCGCUUCAUAAACGACCCUAAGGAUGUGUGCGGUCAAGACCUCCCACGAAAGCAGUGGACGACCCUCAACCAUCUGAGGACUGGAGUCGGACGCUAUGGUACUUCCAUGAAAAGCUGGGGAUUGGCAGACAGCACUUCCUGCGACUGCACAGAACCAAUCCAGACAGUAGACCACAUCAUCUCCACCUGCCCAAAACACCGGCCGCCUGAUCAACCUGGAGGAUGACACACUGGCCUGGCUCACCUCGACAGAGCUGCAAGUCUAAGGACAUACAUGUACAACAGAAGAAGAAGACCUAAAUUAACAACGCAAUCUCCAGGUGCGUCUUGCACGACAUCACGCAGAUGUCAACCAGAUCUUCACCACAUACACCGACCCAGCACCCAACAGUGCCAGCCUGGUAACACACCUCAUAGUCCCCCAGUCACAGCAGCCAUCGGAGACGGACACAUCAUCCCCGAGCUAUGAGCAGACUGACGGGCAGCAGCCGCAGAUCGAGUACCAGUACGCCUGCAUCAAUGAUCCCAGCCAGAGCACUGCCAAUGGGGAAGAUAAGAUGUUGUUCUUAUUGAGAUACCAGACGAAGGAAGCAAAGGGGAUUUGGAGGACGAGACUUGCUACACAGAGCACAACUUGUCGCAGCUGCUGCAGGAGAAGGAACGUCUGGAGAAGACUCUUGAGGAGGAGCGGACCACGUGGGCCCAGACAGAGCACAGGAUGAAAGGCAAUAUAGAAAGGCUUUGUACAAAGGUUGAGUAUUUGUCCAACACAAACACGUCACUCAAGCAGCAGCUGUCCAUGAUGCACACGUCCAGUUUGAAACGUCUGACCAACGACAGCGAGAACCAGUCCAUUUUGCAAGAGUUACUGCAACACAUGUCUGAGGAGCACACCCAGCUGCUGCACCACCAUCUAGCAUCGCUGCGGCUGUACGCUCAGGCCUGCGCAUUAUCCAAACCAACCCCCGAGGAAUCUGCAGCUGAAUCUGCAGUCUUGGUACCAGACCUGACCGACCAAUCACAGGACAUCUCACACAUGGCCAUGAUGUCGUCCUCGGAGGGCACCCUUGGGAACAUGGAGCAGACAGUCGUCAUGACGAUAACGUCUGAGGAGGAUUCGGAGCCGCUCGGCAACAUCGUGGAUAACCCCGGAGAUAAUGUGGGACAUGACUCCUUGACUUUGGAUAAGGACGUUCACUUGUCACCAAAUACAUUCUGUACCAACUGACAAGCAAGGGACUGUCACCAAGACAUGCCACCUCUGAGUCAGGUCUCGUUUAUCAAUCAGGUAGAACUCAUCCACAUCACAACACACCCUGUGAUGUCACGCCACAGGAUUUUCACAAGAACAAAAGUUUGAAAUUGAUCUUUCCAGCAGCACGCCAAAAAUAUUCUGCCCCGACGGCUUCGACAAGAGAACGUUUGAAGACGACAUGUCAAAUGAGAGACCACCAUUAAAACGUGGGAGAACUAACAGCCUGAAAGCCACUUAGCUAAAUAAAACCUGACAUAUUUUGUAAACAGUGUACACCCAGUGUUGUCUUAGGGCUCAGUUGGGGGGGGGGGGGACUUGAA
Molecule: messenger RNA, 2463 nt
Organism: Patiria miniata (bat star)
Lineage: Eukaryota; Metazoa; Echinodermata; Asteroidea; Valvatida; Asterinidae
Exons: 6
Coding region: 1607-2116 (169 amino acids)
Source: RefSeq, a predicted model, not a curated record